This is a messenger RNA of Ictalurus punctatus (channel catfish), 4935 nucleotides long. It is a transcript of the gene lgalslb, whose product is annotated as lectin, galactoside-binding-like b. The transcript has 5 exons. Gene Ontology annotation, molecular function: carbohydrate binding. NCBI's taxonomy places the organism in Eukaryota, Metazoa, Chordata, Actinopteri, Siluriformes, Ictaluridae. The record is from RefSeq and is a predicted model, not a curated record. The coding region runs from base 305 to 844 and encodes 179 amino acids.
ACAUAACCCAGCCUACUAUUUAGUAGCCUAGGCUACGUAGCAAGCUAUGUGAUUUGGGACGUAGCCAAGAUUGGACGUAGACACUGGAUUAGGCUCCGUCCCUACUCUUACACACGUCAGCAUAAUUUCCCUCAGCGGUGUGGGGAAUGAGAUUCGAGCUUUUGUGUCUUGUCUCUCGUUAUGCGUCUCACAUCAGAUGAGUCCCAGUGAUCUUGGGGCUGCUGUAACACUCCGCUGUGAGAAAGGCGCGCGCCGCUCUCAGAUUCCUGCGCUACUAUAAGCAUCCUAUGGUCUUCUGCACAAGAUGGCGGAGCCGAGCACAGAAAAAGACGCGAUAACAACCGAAGAUGAUCAUCUUAACAAUUCAUUAGGAGAUGCUGGCUUGAUCUCCCCUGACAAAGAGGAUAUCUCACGAAUCCUGACAGUGCCGUUCAAAGGCCGGAUCAGAGGAGGGAUGAGGCCUGGUAAGAAAAUUAUAGUCAUGGGCAUCGUGGAUACAGAGCCAGACAGCUUUGACAUCAGUCUAACCUGUAACUGCAACACAGAGAAGGAUGAGGAAGAGGUUACAGAUGUGGCCCUGAAACUUAGUGCCCGAUUUGCUGAACGGCAGUUCUUGCGGAAUGCAAGGGUUUCUGGGAAGUGGAGUGAAGAAGAGGCAACCAUUCCAUACUUCCCCUUCAUCCAGGACCAGCCGUUCAGGAUUGAGAUCCAUUGUGAACACCAGCGCUUUAGGAUCUUUGUUGAUGGACAUCAGCUGUUUGACUUUUAUCACAAAGUGAAGUCUUUGCUGACCAUUGAUAUGAUCAGGAUAGAUGGAAGUCUGCAGAUCACCAAACUAGGUUAAUCCAGCACACCGGAGCAUGUUACAGAGAGGACUUGACAGGUGACCAAACCUACCAUUGUCUGGUUUUAUCUUUGAAGGCCUGAGAGGUUCUGCUCCAUCAAACACAAAAUGACUACCUACAUUCCUUCAUUCUGUUCCUUUCUUAUUUUCUCCCAUUUUCAAGCUGCACAUCUUUAUAGGUUGAGAUGUACUAUGUGAAUCUUUGCAGUGUCGGCUAUGUCUCUCUUUAGGUGUGUAUUGAAGAAAAAAAAAAUACUCUGGAUAUAACUGAAGUCAGAAGUUUACAUACAUCUUAGCCACAUACACUUAAACUCAGUUUUUCCACAAUUUCUGACAUUUAACCAUAGAAAACAUUCCUUGUAUUAGGUCAGUUAGGACCACUACUUUUAUUUUAAGAAUGUGAAAUGUCAGAAUAAUAGUAGAGAGAAUGGUUUAUUUCAGCUUUUAUUUUAUUUUUUAUCACAUUCCAAGUGGGGUCAGAAGUUUACAUACACUUUUUUUUUAGAAUUUCAUUUUUAGCAUUGCCUUUAAAUUGUUUAAUUUGGGUCAGAUUUUUUGGGUAGCCUUCCACAAGCUUCUCACAAUAAGUUGCUGAAAUUUUGUAUCAUUCCUACAAACUGAGUCAGGCUUGUAGGAUUCCUUGCAGGCCCACGCCUUUUCAUUUUGCCCACAAAUUAUUUAUCAGAUUGAGGUCAGGACUUUGUGGUGGCCACUUCAAUAUCUUGACUUUGUUGUCCUUAAGCCAUUUUGCCACAACUUUGGAGGUAUGCUUGGGGUCAUUGUCCAUUUGGAAGACCCAUUUGUUACUUAGCUUUAACUUCCUGGCUUAUGUCUUGAGAUGUAUUGAGAGAAUUUUACUUCCUUAUAAUGCUAUCUAUUUUCUGAAGUUCACCAGUCCCUCCUGCAGCAAAACACCCCCACAACAUGAUGCUGCCAUCUCCAUGCUUCAUGGUUGGGAUGGUGAUCAUCAGCUUGCAAGCCUCAUCCUUUUCCCUCCAAACAUAUGUGGUCAUUAUGACCAAGCAGUUCAAGUUUUGAUUCAUUAGACCAGAGGAUAUUUUUCAAAAAGUAAGAUCUUUGUCUCCAAACUGUAGUCUGGCUUUUUUAUGGUGGUUUUGGAGCACUGACUUCUUCCUUGCUGAGCAGCCUUUUAGGUUAUGUCGAUAUAGGACUAAUUUUACUGUGUAUAUAGAUACUGCUAUAUAGUCUAGCUGUGAACUCCAGCAAUUCGCAAGGUCCUUCGCUGUUGUUCUGGGAUUGAUUUUCCACCAAACUACGUUUAUUUCUAGGAGAUAGAAUGUGUCUCUUCCUGAGCGGUAUGGUUGCUGUGUGGUCCCAUGGUGUUUAUACUUGUGUACUAUUGUUUGUACAGAUGAACAUGGUACCUUCAGGCAUUAGGAAAUUGCUCCCAAGGAUAAACUAGACUUGUGGAAGUGCACAAUUUUUACUCUGAGGUCUUGGCUGAUUUCUUUUGAUUUUCCUAUGAUGUCAAGCAAAAAGGCACUUUUCUUGAAGGUAGGCCUUAAAAUACAUCCACAGGUACACCUCCAAUUGACUCCAUCAUUUUCUGGAAUUUUCCAAGCUGUUUAAGUUAACUUUGCCUUUAGUGCAGAUAAACUUCUGACCCACUGAAAUUGUGACGUAGUCGAUUAAAAGUGAAACAAUCUGUCUGUAAACAAUUGUUUAAAAAAAUAAUUCUCAUGCACAAAGUAGAUGACUUGGCAAAACUACAGUUUCCUGAUGUGAAGUCUGUGGCAUGGUUAAAAAAUGAGUUUUAAUAACUUCAACCUAAGUGUAUGUAAAUUUCUGACUUCAACUUUAUACACACACACAUGCAGGGGUAAACGUGAACAGAGUUAAUGCAAAUUACAACAGCCAAAGGCCAAAUAUGCUUUCAUGUAUUACCUGUCUCAGUGAUUACAGAUUUAAUAACGGAGAACAAUGAUUAUAGAAGCAUUUACGAUUGACAAUAUGAACAACUGCUGUUUAUUGCAACCAUUCUUUUUUUCUGGGAUCAGUAUCUUGCACUGGCUUAAUGUAGAAUGUAGUGCAUUGUGGAAUAGUUAGGUGUUUUAUUACUAACAUUGGAAAUAGCAGAGUAAUUGGUUUACAAUUCCACUCUAAUUUGUCGUCGUUCAAAACCCCCCCAUGUGUUGUACAUUUAAUCUUGAAAAAAUUCACCUGAUGUUUACAUCCUCUCUUAUUUGAUCUUAGGGACAAUAAUAAUGAUGAUGAUGAUGAUUGAUGAUGAUUGUAUUUAAAUAAAUUCUUCUUGGAAUGUAACAUGAUCCAUGCUGACAACUUGGCUAAUAGGGAGGAAGAUAAAAAUGAAGCAGGCUCAGUUUAUCAAUUUUCUUGACUAACAUGAGUACCUAAAUCCUUGUGUCAUUCCUUACAAAGCUACUGCCUGGAUUUUAUGGCCAAGGGAUGGUCUUCUCUUGUGUGUCCUAUAUUUGUCUUAUAUUCAAGAUGUCUGGGAUUUCCUGCCUCUCCCUAGACCUUUUAUUACAACAUUGAUUUUUCCCCCCAGAUGGAAGGGCAUAUGUUCACACAACUGUUUCCUUAUUACCUUGCACCUGUUUACAUAUAGUUGGAACAUGAAGCUUAUGUUGAUUACUUUAUAGCACCAUAUAAUGGAUGCAUUUGUAAGUCAUUAAUUACAACUCAUAACCCCGAGCACUCUUAGUCUCAUGUCUUGCUAUGCAGAAGUGCAAAAGGACAGUAUUUGUGUCUCUUUCCAGGUCUUUGCGAGUAUAAAGGUUGAUGUCUUAAUUAUACUUUCUGUACUACUCAAGUCUUUCAUUAAGCAUUUUAACUAGGCUCUGUUACGUCUUUUAUUUAAGUGGCCAGAAGAACGUGAAAUACCCACAUGACUAGAGUAAAAGAUGUAAUAAUUAAGCUCAUUAAGCGCUGAUGAACCUUUCUUCACAUUCUUGAAAACCACUGGCACUCUGAACUAAAUGAAUUUCAACAGCAGAGAACAGAAAAAGCACCAGACUCUGAGAUCUCACAAACCAGAGAACAUGAUACAGCCAUUAUCCAACUGCACUCACAUUGAUUGUAUCCACUUGAAAUAUUAUAUUUUUAGUUUUAUUCGCAGGUUUUACCCUGCAGGUGCUUAAAACUCUACAUAUUAAAUCAAAGAUGCUGUUUUAAAAAGUAAUGUAGCAUUUAAUUGUUGCUCUGAUUUUAUUUUAGACACCUUAAAGAGAAAAUUUUGCAGAGCUACCAGUCAUUUAGCAAUAUGAGAACAUUGUUCAGGCCACACUUUAGACUUUCUUUUUAAUAGCCAUUAAAAUAUCGCUCUUCCAGAAGCAGAUUCUGAUAUGAAACUGCAGCACUGAAGAUCGACAUGUUGUCUCUUUCAUUUGGAAACUUAGGGUUGUUGUUCCACAUUGUUUUCCGGACUGUCUUUAGAGAUGUCAAUGUAGCCAGACCCAAGUACUCUUCCUCUGAAAGUAUGGAUGAAUUUUAGAUGCUGACAUGCUUGGUGUCUUAUAGAAGGCAUGUAUAUGUAGUUAACUUAUAGAAGUAAAUUUGAUUGCAUUAUUUAUUUGAUUGAGUCUAAUGCAGGGGAUUCCAUUAUCGAUUGAAUAUCUCAAAUGUCUGUGGAACAACUGAUGGUCAGGAAAGGAUUGAUUUAUUUAUUUAUUUAUUUAUUAUUAUUAUUAUUAUUAUUAUUAUUAUUAUUAUUAUUAUUAUUAUUUUAAAAAUCAAGAUUUCUAAAGCUAACACCAUGCUCCUAAAAUGUAUUGUGGCUGUAAUUGUUGUUUAUGUUGAGUUUCCAUCUGGUGCUGUUUAAUUUUUUUGCUUGAACAACUCUUUAGAGCAAAGGGGAGGGAGCAAGCUGACCUGAGAACCCAGAUUAACAAGCAUUUACUCUAGUCACUGCAACUGGCCCUCUUUCCCCCCAUUCAUCAAAAAUUUGAAUCUAAUGCUAAAAGUUAGGCUCCUCAUGAUCCUGAUUAGUCUCUAGGGUGUACAGAUGGAUGUACUCUGUGCUUCAUGCUAUACUGUUUUUCAACUGUAAUAUAAAAACCUCUUUGACCAGAUUGAAAUGGAUUUGAAUUGGAUGGCACUGUCACAGGCUG